Anas platyrhynchos (mallard) is the source of this 933-nucleotide messenger RNA. The record is from RefSeq and is a predicted model, not a curated record. NCBI's taxonomy places the organism in Eukaryota, Metazoa, Chordata, Aves, Anseriformes, Anatidae.
AUGUCCAACAGCAGCUUCCCCACAGAGUUCCUCCUGUUGGCAUUUGCAGACACACGCCAGCUGCAGCUCCUGCACUUCGGACUCUUCCUGGGCAUCUACCUAGCUGCCCUCCUGGGCAACGGCCUCAUCCUCACCGCCGUAGUCUGCGACCACCACCUCCACACCCCCAUGUACUUCUUCCUCCUCAACCUCGCCCUCAUUGACCUGGGCACUAUUACCACCACUGUUCCCAAAGCCAUGGCCAACUCCCUGUGGGAUACCACAGCCAUUUCCUACACAGGUUGUGCUGCUCAAGUUUUUUUCUUUUUCUUUUUUCUUUCAGCAGAGUUUUAUCUUCUCACCAUCAUGGCCUAUGACCGCUAUGUUGCCAUCUGCAAACCCCUGCACUACAGGACAAUAAUAGACAGCAGAACUUGUGUCAACAUGGCAGCAGCUGUCUGGGGCUGUACUUUUCUCUAUGCUGUGUUGCACACUGCCAAUACAUUUUCCCUCCCCCUCUGCCAAGGCAAUGCCCUGGACCAGUUCUUCUGUGAUAUUCCCCAGAUCCUCAAGCUCUCCUGUUCAGAUGCCUACCUCAGAGAAGUUGGGCUUCUUAUGCUUAGUGUCACUGUAGCAUCGGGGUGUUUUGUUUUCCUUGUGCUGUCCUAUGUGCAGAUCUUCAGGGCUGUGCUGAAGAUACCCUCACAACAGGGACGGCACAAAGCCUUUUCCACAUGCCUCCCUCACCUGGCUGUGGUCUCCCUGUUCAUCAGCAGUGGCACAUUUGCCUACCUGAAACCCCCCUCCAUGUCCUCCUCCUCCCUAAAUCUUUUGCUGGCAGUUCUGUACUCGGUGGUGCCUCCAGCAGUGAACCCCGUCAUCUACAGCAUGAGGAACCAGGAGCUCAAGGAUGCAGUGUGGAAAGUGAUCACUGGAGUGUGUCAGAAGCAAUAA